This is a messenger RNA of Formica exsecta, 5713 nucleotides long. RefSeq names its product intraflagellar transport protein 140 homolog (gene rempA). The transcript is spliced from 12 exons. Gene Ontology annotation, molecular function: protein binding. The coding region runs from base 111 to 4460 and encodes 1449 amino acids. NCBI's taxonomy places the organism in Eukaryota, Metazoa, Arthropoda, Insecta, Hymenoptera, Formicidae. Gene Ontology annotation, cellular component: intraciliary transport particle A; ciliary basal body; axoneme. The record is from RefSeq and is a predicted model, not a curated record. Gene Ontology annotation, biological process: intraciliary retrograde transport.
AAAAGCAAUAUAAUAAUAAAUUGUGUGAUUUUAUUUAUACCAAGUUACAGUGAUUUGAAAAAUGUAAUAGUAUAAAUCUAAUAUAUAAAUAUAAUUUAAUAUGAUAAACAAUGACCUUAUAUUUUGACAUACGAGUGCAAAAUCCUGAAACUGCUUCAAUAAAUACAUUUGUAACUUGGCACAAUAACUAUCCCUUAUUAGCUGUUUCUGCAUAUUCUCAAGACAAGGGUGGCUUUAUAACCAUUUAUGAUGAUCAAGGUGAACCUGUGCAGGACAUUGAAUCACCAGGACAUAUUGUAGCGCAAGUUACUGCACUCGGAUGGCAUCCUGAGAGGACAUGGUUGGCAGCAGGAUGGGAGAGCGGAGAAUUACGAGUAUGGCCAGGAGAUACCGGAACACAAGAAUUCAGUAUAAUAGUAACUCCUCAUCGAGAAUCUAUCACAAUUCUGCAAUGGAGUCAGUAUGGUGGCUGCUUAGUAUCUGCAGAUACUGGUGGAUCUAUAGUUGGCUGGAAAAUAGAUUCCAGAGGACAACUUUUCAUGACAUUCCAUCAUGAAUUGAAAGAGUCUUUCACACAAAUUGCAUUUAGAACAAAUCUCCCAAAACCAGCUAUUGAUAUUAGUGGAUUGGCAAAGGCAGCAAUUGCUGGUGAUGAAAGAGCCUUAGAUUUAUUCAGUUCGUGGCGGCCAAGAACUGCUGCACCAACAAUAGUUUCAACUCAACGAGACAAUCAUGCAUUCUACAUUGGUACUGCAAAUGGCAUCAUAUACUUUGUUGACUCUCAGGGACAGUGUAAGGAAGUUCUUAGUACUGAUGGUGCAACAUUAUACUGCUUACUGUAUCAUCAGACCAGGGACUCUAUCAUCAUCAUGACAGAGGGAUUAAAUAUUGGGCACUUUCAAUCAGAUACAAUUAGCGGAGAGCUCACUGAGUUGACAAAGGUAAAAUUAAGUAGCAGAAAUGAUAUAUCGCGUACUGCUAGUAUCACUCUAUGCUGGAUCAGUGGGAACACCUUGGCUGUACUCACAGGAGAACUCGCAAUCCGAUGUUGGGAUCUUCAUACAGGUGACACAUACGUUCUCUCGCCUCCAGAUUCAUCUAACGGAAAUAUUGCCACUCCUCAGGAAAUGUGUACCAGUUUGGCGUUUUGCAAAAACAAUGAUACUUUGGCUGUCGGUACCAAUUUAGGAACAAUCUAUUUAUGGAAACGGAAAUCUUCCCCCGACAAUGAUGAGAAUGCCUGGCCGAGCAUGCCGGAAUCUUGCACGAUUCAUGGAACAGUAAAGCAAUUGACGUGGGGCAUGAGUUUAUCACGGAAUUUCCUUCUGGCUGUCAACUGCAUCACUAAUGUAUUUAUCUUGCGUCAACAGCCGAUGUGCGCUGUAUAUAAUAAUGGCAUUUGCGCGAGUCAGCUCACACCUACACAGAUUCUGCUCGAGAUUGACGAACAGAGCUAUACGCUAAAGACGGAGAUUCAAGUGCAAGUCAUUGCCGUUACAAAAGAGUAUGUCGCCGUUUCUUCCGGUAGACAAAUUAUUGUCAAUCGCAUUAACAAAAGUAUCAAUCUCAACACGACUGUAUUGGCGACCUUCACUUGUGAUACCGAAAAGAUGCUCAUUUACGAGCAUACAUUGAUUGUGUUGACUCCAAUAAUCAUUCAGCUGCGAUCUGUAGAAGGUUCCGUCAUUCAGACACUGCCAUCUUUACCAGAAGAGGGCGAACCGAUCACAAUGGAGUUAACAGGACAGUAUUUGACCGUUGCAUCAUUGAAUGGUAUCCUAAAAAUAUGGGAUCUGGGCAAGCAUGAGGCUAAACUACAUACUCGAGCUAUGGCGACAUAUGAGGCAAUAAGCGACUUUGCCGAAAUUAUUGAGGCAAGAUGUAAUUCGGAUUGCCGUUGUGUCUCGAUCACUGUCGCAAUGGCGAAUCUUAUGCCUAGUUCGAUUUUAUAUGUUUGGGAUAUUGAAAGCGACCAAGUCCACGAGUUCGAUUUCGGAGAGUCAAACGACAUUAUUGAUGACGAUUCCACGUUAGUUACACAAUGCAGAGGAAGGUUGGUUACGGCACAUUGCUGGGAUAUGGAGGAUCCCAGAUUACUGGUAUGUCGAGCUCAAAGAUUGGAUAGCCGUGAUUCUAAGAGCUAUUAUAAGGGCGGAGAUAAGAUUACACAAGCUCCCGUAGUAUUGGUAUCAUUAUUCGCAACAUCAGACCAUAGUAUUGUCGUGCAAGACGUGAAACCGAUAGCUGACGAGAAUUGUCGAUUGUUAGGUGUGCAUUCGCCAUAUAUCGUUAUUCUGAACUCUGAAAAGAGUUUGGAUAGAAACAGUAAGAUUGUGCAGCUGUUAAUGAGAGACUUUGAAGAAUUGGGAGAUUGCGAUUCUAUCACGAAAAAGGCAGUGAUGGAUUUCAGUUAUCAUAUUAGUGUGGCAAAUAUGGAAGAGGCUUUUAAAGCCAUUAAAUCCAUAAAAAACGAAGCUGUUUGGAAGAGCUUAGCUAAAAUGUGCGUGAAAACAAAGCAAUUAAACAUGGCUCUUCUCUGUCUGGGUCACAUGAAGCAAGCUAAUGCUGCACGGGCUCUACGUGAAACGAUACAAAAUGAUACUUUGAAUUUAGAAGCACAAGUAGGAAUACUAGCUGUUGAACUUGGUCUUUAUACUGAUGCUGAACAUUUGUUUCGAGAAGCAAAACGUCUGGAUCUGCUAGGACAAUUAUUCGAAGCGCGGAACAAAUUCAAGGAAGCAAUUGAAUUAGCCAGCAAUGAAAAUAAGAUUUGCGAAAAGACAAGCUAUUACAAUUACGCUCGUACACUGGAGCAGCAAGGUAAAAUAGCGGAAGCUAUCGAUAUGUAUACGAAAGCUGAUUGCCAUCGAUUUGAAAUACCCAGAAUGCUUUUGAUGAGACCUCGAGAGCUCCUCACAUAUCUCAAUAAUUCCGAAGAAUUAGUUACAUUAAUACUGUCGCGUAGGGAAAUUAAAAAUUGGCAUGCCCAAUACAUCGAGUCGACUGGCGAUAUGGAGACCGCUUUGCAUCUUUACGAGCAGGCAAAAGAUACUUUGUCAAUGACAAGACUACUUUGUUAUUUCAAAAGAGAGGACGAAGCAUGCGAACUAGUAACUAAAACAGGUCAUGCCGCAUCAGCGUAUCAUCUUGCUGCGCAUUACGAAUCGAAGAAUAAUGUGACACAAGCGAUCCAUUUUUAUACAGUCGCUAAAGCUUAUACGAAUGCGAUUCGACUAUGCAAGGAGCAUGAUAUGCUGGAAGAACUAUGGCCUCUGGCCAUAUUAGCGACACGGCAUUCGCAGAUAGACGUUGCCAAGUUUUAUGAGGAUAACAAUCAACCAGAUCGUGCAGUGCUAUUGUAUCAUAAAGCUAAUCUCUUGCAUAAAGCUUUAGAUAUUGCGUUUAAAACGCAACAAUAUAGCGCGUUGCAGCUAAUUAUCAUGGAUGUAAAUGCGGAUUCCGAUCCAGCAUUGAUUCGCAAAUGCGCCGAUUAUUUCAUGCAAAAUGACCAAAUCGACAAAGCGGUAGAUUUACUCGCAACUGGCAAAGACUACAUGGCAGCUUUAGAGCUGAUCCAACAACAUAACGUCGUGUUAACCGAAGAGCUCGCGGAAAAACUAACAGUUGAAAAAAGAAAUGACGACGAUGUGGAAUAUGAACGUUUGAGAAUCUCUACACUUGAGAAAAUAGCGGAGAUCGGUUUCGAUCAAGGAAACUAUCACCUUGCGACCAAAAAAUUCACACAAGCUGGGAACAAGCUGCGCGCUAUGAAAGCAUUGCUCAAGUCUGGCGAUACCGAAAAGAUCUGUUUCUUUGCGCAAGUCUCGAGAAAUAGCGAGAUCUACAUUAUGGCGGGCAAUUAUCUGCAAUCUCUAGAUUGGCAGAAUCAACCGGAGAUUCUGAAAAACAUUAUCAGUUUCUAUUCCAAAGGCAAAGCAAUGGAUCUAUUAGCAAAUUUUUAUGUGGCAUGUGCACAGGUAGAAAUCGAUGAAUUUCAGAAUUAUGAGAAAGCGCUGGAUGCAUUGAAUCAAGCUAGUAGGUGUUUAAUUAAGGUAAUGGCACCGCGUGAUCCGGAUGUUCACAAACGAGCGAUGGAAUUAGUCAACAAUAGAAUGUCAACGAUUAAACGCUAUUUGGAUAUUAAAAGAUUAUUUGAGAGGGGCGAGACGGAGACAGCAAUGCAACAGAUUCGAUAUUUACUAGAUUCCCAAGGGCCCAGUCUGGAACAGUCGGUGCGUCGCGGCGAUUUAUUCGCGACAAUUACACAGCAUUAUGCCAAUAUAGGGGACACUGAGAAAGCUAAGGCUACCAUCGAAGACUUGAAACGCUUGGUACCAGGAAUUAAUUUGAGUUAUUACUUUAACAUAAAUCUUCUUGAACUAUUGGGAUACAAAAUGACAGUGGAACAGCAGGACGGUUCCGAUAAGGAUGAUGGAAUUGAAGAGCUCUUAGGAGAAUAAAGCUUCAUUAAAAAAUUGAUUUUAAAUUAAAAAAUUAAUAAAUAGGGGUAAUUGCCAGUUGAGUAUGCUCUUUCAAAGGCGUCCUCAACGUUCACACAUGCAAUGAUUUAGACAUGUCUCUGUGUCUGCUACUUCCAUAAAAGAUAAAGAAUAAUUAAAUUAUAAAUACGAGUGUAUCUCAUGGAAGUAGCAGACACAGAGACAUGUCUAAAUCAUUGCAUGUGUGAACGUUGAGGACGCCUUUGAAAGAGCAUACUCAACUGGCAAUUACUUCUAAACAAGUGAGGAUUGCAUCGGGAUCUGCCGAAUACGAGUCGAAUGCUCACUCGCUAUAUAGCUUAGUAAGUCACAUUAAGAAUGUACUGGUGCUAACAUUCUAACAUUGACAAUACCCUGAAAAUUUAAUAAAUUGUUUCUAUUUAUUAUAUCUGAACACGUAUAAAACGUGUAAAAUCUGACUGAUUCCCAAACCGGUUCAUGAGUAAUUCAACUUUUAAUUUUGCAUGAGUUCUUAUGGACUAACAGCAUAUUUCCACUUAUAUAAACGAAAUUAUAAGGAAGCACCAUUGUCAAUAUUCUGAAAUUUUCCCAGUCAGCAAAGUCUGUUCGGACAGAUUUUACCAAACGUCUGCUACAAAUUUUUGUCAGCAGAAAAACUGCAGAUUGUAUACAAAGUCUGUUAUAUCAGAUAAUGAUAGCAGAAUGUCAGCAAAAAUAUUACAGAACUUGCUGACAUAAUUUGACAGCAGAUCAGUAGCAGAAACCGAGCAGGAUUUGCACAGAAUUAUCAUAGCAGAUUGGCAGCAGAAACCAAGCAGGAUCUGCGCAAUGCAGUUUGAUGCCAGAUUGGCGGCAGAAACCGCGCAAGAUUUGCGCGCGCGCAAUCUGACGACAAAUUGGCAGCAGAAAUCGAGCAGAAUAUGCAGCUUUUAGCUAUUUAUAUAAUUUAUUGAAAUAGUAUAUUUUAUUCGCUUACCGCUAUGCGGCGCACUAUACAAGCAUACAAGAAUAAGAGUAUACAAAGUGAAUACACUUUGUAUACUCGUAUUCAAAUUCUUGUCAUGAACAUAUAUAAAGCCUGCAAAAUGGGGCUAAUAAUAUAUGUAAUUAUUUCCAUCAGUUUAAUUUCUGAUACGAUUUCCGUACAGGGGAAUUCAGAUAUUGAACUGAUUUUUGGGAAAUUGGACAGAUAAAUGUCCGUCAAUUUCUGUCCGAAUAAGUAAAAAUAUUUCGUUAUUAUCUACUUAAGAUAU